Sphenostylis stenocarpa is the source of this 3522-nucleotide messenger RNA. Lineage: Eukaryota; Viridiplantae; Streptophyta; Magnoliopsida; Fabales; Fabaceae. The record is from the annotation of a GenBank genome assembly.
AUGGACGACGCAAACGCGACGGUGACGACUCUGGCAGAACUCCUUCACUCUCCUCGCCCUCACACCGCCACCGCCUCCGCCUCUUCCCUUUUCUCUUCCACGCCCCCGCUGCACCGCUCCACCACCCACCGCGUCCUCACCGCCCUUCCUCGCCCAACCGUCCUCGUAGGAACCCUAACACUCCCCACCCUCCCCCCCCCCCCCUCCCUUCCCUGCUCCUGCCUCCGCUUCUCCGACACCUCCGCCACCCUUUGCUGCGACCUCCUCCACUUUCGCCCCGCCGCUCUGAACAGGGAAAUCCGCGUCACCUCCUGGAACUUCGUCCCUUUCAAGCGCCACGGCCGCGACGUUGCCCACGGCCUUUUAGAGAUCAUCAAUUGGCGCUUCUCCGACCCCAGCCACGGGUCCAACGCCUUGGAAUCGCUUCCGCUGGCACUUAAUUGUGGCAGGCAAACCGGCGCCAGAACGAGAAGCAUACACGGCGUGGUGGAGUCCGUAGGUCCCAUCUCCGUCGUGCCGUGCACCAUGGCGGCUAGUACCUCUGACUUGAAUUCAGGCUCCAAGGUGAACCUGCCAGGGUUUUUAGUGCAAUUGGUGUGUUGUGAGUGUAAGUUGUGUUGUUCCAAGGAGGUUUUAAUUGACAAAUUGAGUGAGAGUAGGAAAGGACACUCUUUUACCAAAACGGUGAUUGUGUACUUUUGUGGCAGUGCUUCCUCUUGGCACCCUGCAAUCACCAAGAUGAUUGGUGUCCGCGUUGUGGUGUCUGGUUUGAAGAAGAAGGUGGUUUACGUGACGAAGGAAGUGUCUCAAGUUAUGUAUGUGACUGUAGAUGAGUCGGUUCUGCAUGUUGGGUCUUGUUCUGAGAAUUGCAUUCCAAGCUUAAAGAGUAGGAUCAAGGGAAAGGGUGAAUCUGGUGCUUAUACUGGCGUAGUUAAAGGUGUUUACAUGCAAGGGAUGGUUCUGGAAUUGGACCAUGAUGUGUGGCUUCUUUUAACUGAUCAACUGCACACCUCGAUGCAUGGUCUGAGAGUUGGCUCCAUUUUGUCAGUGAGAAAUGUGCAUUUUGUGAAUCCGAAGUUUUCGUGGACAAAAAUCAUUAUUCUUGGGGCCUGCAUCAAGACCAGCAUUGUAGUGCAAUCCUUCUCCCCUUCGGAAACUGUUCUAGUUGCCUAUUCAUAUCCUUUGCAGAAAAGUGAUAAUUCAGUUCAGUAUUGCAGGUGUAAUGUAGUUUUUCCAUCUACCGGUAUGUUAGGGAAGUUCACUCAAUCGUUACCAUUUUCUGCAAGACUCUGGGUAUUACUUCUUGUCUCAAGCUUCCGGAAAAAGUUUGCAGGUGUCUUAUCUGACAAGGAGAUUUUGGGAUCAAAACAUGUUUUACCAGAAAGAAGGGCUAGUUCAGAUCAUGGUGCUCUCGUGGGGCUGUGUACACAUGACUUGAAUGGUUGUGGUAGAGUACUGCAUUGCAGUUUUCUGAAAUUGAUUGAUCCUUCGACUAGGAGAUUGCGGCUGGUUGAUGCAACUGGUGGCGUUGAUAUUUUUAUACCAGACCUUCCCUUAACUUGGAAUCCCAACGAAAUAUAUGAGGUGACGGACUAUGAGGUUUUAGUGGACAGCAUAGGCGAACCUAUGGAUCAGUCCAAAUUUCUUGGCAGCGAUAAAGCGGGAUCUAGUAAGUCAAGUACUUUUGUUGAAGCCAUACUUUUUCCAUUCAUUUUAUUGUUUGCUGGGAAGAGUAGAAUAGCGCAUCCAUGCAAUGCUUCUUGCGACAAGACAAAGGAACUUCUGAAAUCUUGUCUGAGUAGUAAUAAGGAAGAUAAAUUCUCCAAUAAGAGGCAGAAACUUAUUAAGGAAUCAGUAAGUUCAUCAAAGGAUGGAUUUCAGUCUUCCAUCUAUGGGCUGAGUGCGUGUUCUAAUUCUUCCAGGAAACCAGCAGAGAACAAAAAAUGUGUCAGCAUGAGAUCUUUUCAUGAUUUAUCUUGUCUGGUUACUUUUAAAAUCCUUCAAAAUGAGAGCGAGGUUUGCCCAGCUAUCUUGCGCUCUACAUCACCUAUCAAAGAUACAAGUUUUAAUUCAAAACCUUCUUCAAAGAAAAUUUUGCUGGAGUUCUCAUCAGAUAGAUUUUUAAAGUACCAGUUGCUGCAGAUUGGUGACUAUUACAUCAUAGAUCAUAACAGAAAUGAUUGCUUCGGCAGUAGUACAAAAGAUGCUGACUUUGGUAUCAGUGACAGUGCUAAAUUACUUGUUGAUUCUGGAAAAAAUAUUUGGAGCCUUUCAUUUGUUUAUGAUAAGAACCUUUCUGAUCAUCUAUCAGAAUAUACAUCUGCAAAAGAUUCUUUAUUUCCUACAAUAGAUGGAGUGUUACAUAACCAUCAAAAACUUCUGCCGAGGUCCAAAGGUGAACCUUCGGGUGUCUGUUCAGAUGUUUGUCUGUAUCUCCCCAUCAGUCUUGCAAAUAUGUUGGGGGAUAAUGUUAUGGAAUUGGAAGAUAGUCAAAGCUUGCAGUUUGCAAUAUCAGAAGAUAGUGCCAACCUUUCUUCAUGUACUGAGACUCUAGUGGCUAGGCCUAAGUCUUGUUUUGGAAGUCAGAGAUCAAACAGCUUGUUCCCCGAGGGAAAUUUGAUAUCUCUUGAGGGAAAUGUGAUUGAAAUUCAUGAAAUUGGCUCUGGUUUCUUCAAUUCAUGCUCAAAUGGUGCAAACAUUGAUGCCCUCCAGUUGAAAGGCCUCAUUGAGACUAGAAGCAGUUUCUGCAUUCACGUGAAUAUUUGUGGUUCUGUAAAUAAGCAUACUUUCCCUACUGGAUUUGGACCUGGUGUAACUGCAACAUUUCAUAGAAUUCUCAAUGCACGUGACAAGCCCUCUUUCUUAAACUCUACUAAAGAUGCUGACAAUGCAUCUCAAAAUUCUAUCUCUUGUUUGAUCUUCCAAUUGCCCCAGAGCUUGAGCCACAAGCAAAUAGUGCUUCGAUGCAGGGUAGUUGCAGUCUUUGUUCUAGUUAUAGAGAGAAAGAGUACAAAUUUAAUUGCAGAAACAAAAUCUAAUGCUAUGGGGACUCUUUUGGACAUUCCACUUGCUAGUUUUUUGUUGGAAGAUGGGUCAUCAUCAUGUUGUUGCUGGGCUAGAGCUGAAAGGGCAGCAACUUUGUUGAGACUACCUGAAGAACUCACCACAUCUCAUCAUCUAGGGAGAAUUUUGAAAAGGCACAAACGAAUUACUGUGAAAAGUCAUGGAUUAUAUAUUGAUUCUCCUUAUCAAGAUCAUAUUGUUUCUGUUACUUCUGGUAAUGCUCUUUGCAGUUCCGAUGAAAACAUCCUCAAGUUGAUAAUAUUCAAUGCAUGUAUCGGUGGAAUAUGGAAUGUUGUUGGUAGUGGGAUGGAUGCAGAGGAAACAAGGCAGUUGGAAAAGGAAUACCUUACAGACAUACUAAAUGUGCAAAACAUGCGGAAUAUAUGGGCCGAAGAAGUCUCUUACUCACGCACUCUGGCUGAGGCAAGGAAUAUGAUUCAGGAACUUUUGAAAAGAUAA